Molecule: messenger RNA, 1499 nt
Organism: Ipomoea nil (Japanese morning glory)
Lineage: Eukaryota; Viridiplantae; Streptophyta; Magnoliopsida; Solanales; Convolvulaceae
Product: cytochrome b561 and DOMON domain-containing protein At5g47530-like
Exons: 3
Coding region: 35-1258 (407 amino acids)
Source: RefSeq, a predicted model, not a curated record
AAUCUCAAGUUUUAUCUCUGACAUACAAGGAAAGAUGGACACAAAGAAUAUGUUGUUUUCAUUUGUUGUGUAUUGUUCUCUGGUCUUAUCCUCCUCAGCUCAAACAUGCAGAAACUACACUAAUUUCGCGAGCAACAAAGCCUUCACCUCUUGCACUGAUCUUCCAUUCUUGAAAUCAUUCCUUCACUGGACUUAUGAUCCUGCUUCAAUGACUGCAAGAAUCGCGUAUCGACACAGCGGGGUUUCGCCCUCCAGAUGGGUUGCUUGGGGGAUCAAUCCAUCUUCUCAUGGAAUGGUGGGAACACAGGCUCUCAUAGCUUAUCAGGAAUCUGCAGAUGGGAGGAUGAAAGUUUACACGGCGCCUAUCGGCAGCUACCAGACUGGGCUGCAGGCUGGGGACUUGAGCUUCCCAGUUUCAGAUUUAUCUGCAACAUACUCUGAUAAGGAAAUCACCAUUUUUGCUACUUUGAAGCUUCAAAACUUGAGCAGCUCUGCUACUUUAAAUCAGGUCUGGCAAGAGGGUCCGGUUUCGGGUGGUUAUCCAGGAAUGCAUGACACUUCUGGUUCUAAUGUUCAAUCUAUGGGGACUCUGAAUCUUCUCUCAGGACAAUCUGGGGGAGCAACAGUAGGAUCAGGAACAGGAGGUUCACAAUUAAGGAAGAAAAAUAUUCAUGGACUGCUAAACACAGCAAGCUGGGGAAUUAUGAUGCCCAUAGGUGGUUUAUUUGCAAGGUACCUAAAGGUGUUCAAGUCUGCAGACCCUGCCUGGUUUUAUCUGCAUGCUACUUGCCAGAUUUUAGGUUAUAUCGUGGGUGUCUCCGGUUGGGCCACCGGUCUCCAGCUUGGAAGUCAGUCCCCAGGUGUUCAAUUCACUGCUCAUAGAACCAUUGGCAUUGUACUGUUCUGCCUUGCUACCAUCCAGGUGAGUGCUAUGCUUGUAAGGCCAAAGAAGGAGCACAAGCAUAGGGUGUACUGGAACAUGUACCACCAUGUAGUGGGAUACUCCAUCAUAAUCCUGGGCAUAAUCAACAUCUUCAAAGGAGUGAAGAUAUUGAGUCCAGAAAAGAAAUGGGAGAGUGGUUAUGUUGGGAUUCUUGUGGGGCUCGGACUGGUUGCUGCAACAUUGGAAGUUUGUACAUGGUGUGUGGUUAUCAAGAGGAAGAAGAAGUCACAAAAUGUUGAUGACAAAGUCCCAAAUGUGUAUAGCAAUGUGUACAAUCAUGGGUAUAAUGAAUCAAGGCAACACACCAGAGUAUAGAUUUUUUUUUUUUUUUUUGGUUUGUCUGAAAAGUAUUUUCCUUGGGUUUAUUAUUGUGUGUAUGAAUAUAUAUGCCUGUCUAAUAUAUUGUGUUAGUGAUGAGUAUUAUAUUUUUGGGGACUUGUGAGCCUACAUACUUUUAGAUGUCAUUUCUUUCUAUUUGCUUCAUGUAUUCUUUUCUUUUACUACUGUAAUAUUUAUGUAUUGCAGACUUGCAUAAAUGGUUUUUGUCCUUUUUUUU